Messenger RNA from Folsomia candida, 3173 nucleotides. RefSeq lists its product as uncharacterized. Lineage: Eukaryota; Metazoa; Arthropoda; Collembola; Entomobryomorpha; Isotomidae. The coding region runs from base 981 to 2936 and encodes 651 amino acids. The transcript has 8 exons. The record is from RefSeq and is a predicted model, not a curated record.
CCCACUCCCGAAAUUAAAAAUUAACCAAGACAAACUAUCUUACUUUUUAGCAGGAAAAAAUGUCUGUAAAACUAAAAAGUAAUAAUUAAACCUCAUAAUUUAUGAUAAUCUCGAACCUCAAUGCUCAACGGUUAACUUUGACUGCUUAAUCUUCUCUUCUUUUCUUCUAAAAUGUGGGUGGACCAAUUGACCUCAACUUCCGUCCUGGACCGUGAGGGGUUCUGCUGUUUCGUUUUCCCCCAAAAAUUUAAAUUUCAAAAUGAGGAAGACCAAUUACGAAACCUUACACAAAAAUCAAAAUCAUGUUAAAUAUUUUGCCCAAAAUCUCAUACAUACAUACGUACAUAAAUAUUCAAAAACAAAGAAUUUCCGACAAGAUUCAAUACUAUUUUCCUCAAAAACCGUUAUAAAAAUCAAUGUAACUGAAAAGUAGUCACUUUACCGUGCAGUAGAAAAAAACACAUUUAUCUCUUUAAAAAAAAACCAAAAAAUACUUAGCCGUAUCCUGGCAAGUGGUCGUCACUUGAAACCUCAUCUCCCUUCACUGGGUGGCUCAUUCCCAAUGUCCCCCCUUACUCUACUACCCGAUGACUCAGUCCUCGCUCGCCUUAUGACCCUUGAUGCUGAUGAUGAUGCGAUGGCGAUGAUAAUGCGAUGAUGAAAUGCUGGCGACGGGUUAGGCCAGGCAAUAAGCAAUGUCUGGAGGAAGGAGAAGGUUGUUGCUGGUCCGAAGGUUGCUUUAUUACUGACUGUCAUUUGGAAAUGUACACGACUUUUAUGUUACAAAGAUGUCUACAAAUUAACUCCGCCUUCACUUCCACAUCACCUCUUCUUCCCCUUAUUCUCAUAGAUGUACUGCUCAGUCCCGAGGGGGAGCGCACGAGCAGAGUAUGGGUUGAGUGGUUACAGACUGACCUCUAGAACUGACCGGCCGAAAAUCUCUUCAUGGUUCAACGCAGAGUGAAAGCAAAGGUGGGAAUAUGAGACAGGGAAGGAAACCCAUCUUUCUUUGGACUCGUUUCGUCUCGCCCCACUCGCACCACGAAACGAAUACCACGGUUCAUUUCUAUUCGACAAUUCACUCAUUCAUAGUAAUGGACAUAAGACCAGAAGAUUGGCAUCUGUGGAACUGCUCAUCGGCCACCUCCAGUAACAAUAAUAAGCGUCACAGGGAUGAUUUACAUCAUGAGAAGGAGGCAUCUCCGGGAAAGAAGGCAAGGAAGAACAAAGGGGGCCAAUCCUCUGGUUCGAAGGAGGACGACAACUACUCGAUGGAGAUUGGUACCCUAAAACUGAAGACCGACAUAAUGCCCCCUUCUCUCUCAAAUACACUCUUCCGGAGGGAGAUUGGUUUGCCUCGGUCGGUUCAAUUCAGUCCCAAGAUUGACUAUCAUCUCAUACAGCUACUUCUGGCAUCAAGGUCACCUGCAGGGAAAGUUCCGAUGGAACCGGUGACACAUUCUGUCCCUAAAUUCAGCGCUGUUUCAGGGACUACUGCUUCAUCUAGUCUGCUGAACCCAUUCAAUCCGACUAAAAAAUGGUUUCGAACGAGGAAUGAGACGGGAGAAAAAAAAUUUGAAUUUGUCGAUGAAUACAUUAUGAUCAAAGACAGAGCGUGCAACACAAGGCGAUUCAUGGUCCCGAGUGCUCCUCUACUUCAUACUCCAUUUACGCUCAAUUAUUUGAUUGCGGACAAUGACAAGACCAAGUUGAAAUGGCGUGACACAGACGUUCGCUAUAUCAACACGUGCAACCCCCAGAUGAUAUCUGGCCUAACAGUGGCCAAAUUGCCAAACACGUUGAUGGUCCUUGAACCCUUAAAGCUAUUGGCCUAUGACCUUAAUACUGGGAAAAAGUUAGAUGAAAUAUCUGUGUCCUUUGUUGGAGGGCCGACUCACUACAGCUCGGUCCACGUGGAUGAAAAACUCGAUGAUCAAAUCAUCGUUUAUGCAAGCACGGCUUCCGUAAAAAAAAGUAAUCCGGAAAUGACCAUGGAGCUCCUAAUUCUCUCUUAUCCAAAACUACGGAUUUCACACCGACUGCUUAUUCCAAAGUCUGGAGAUUUCGGCGGUCUCGAUGACAUAUCCAUUUUUCAAGAUCUCGUUCUCAUAACUAAACCUGGUUGGGUCGAGUUGUUUAGUCUACAGGAACUGAUGGACAUCAAUCCAAAGUCAAACUCUUCCACAAUGGAUCAGUGCCUGGAGACCGUUCGAUUUACAACCAAGCCGCAGCCGUUGGCAAAAUUCAAAUCGAAAGGUUCACAUUUUCUCCAUAUUUCCGCCAUGUACCCGCCUCACGUCUGCAUUAAAACCAACAAUUCGUAUGAGGUUAGGUCUUUGGAAAAUCCGGAACAACUCGUCGUGUCACUGCCAUCCAAGACCCACGAAGGAGACGUGACCGUCUGGAAUUACGAUGAUCAAAGGCCAAGAAUUAUAGUUUCUGGGCUCCUCCAUGGGUUUGACAUUUUUAGCGUGGACUCUGGAAACCUUGAAAUUCUCUUUUCCACGAAAGGUUUUGCCAAAUCGGAUGCUGCGUCAGACGGAAGUCGUCAAGCAGGGUCAUCAUCGUCCUCCCGGCGCAAUGGGAUGAGGCAACUGGAAAAGAAGAACUAUGCGGACAUUGACUCUUCGCGUAGUUUUGGAUUUGCAUACGACGGGAACUUGGAUUUGUUGGCAGUGUGCAUGGUGGAUGAUGGGAUCCUGCACAGCACAAUUUAUGACAAUAAGACUUUUCGCCCAUUCAGGAAGUUGGUCCCAGUAAAACUGGUCACGCCAAAGCGAGUGGGGAUGUUGUUAGGUUGCUCAAACAUUGCCGUCCUGUUCAACGAUGGCCAUCUGUCUGUGCGCCUCGAUCUUUUUGAUGCUUCAGGAACCGGCGAUCCAUUUCAGGAAUUGUAUACGGUCAAUCUUCUUGGGGAAGUUGUUCCAGAAGAUUGAUUUCUGUUAAUUGGCCGACUUUAUAAUAAUUUAUAUAAAGAAUUCUUUAUAGUGUUCAAACGAGUUUAUUUUUAUACUACACACAUCUCUGGAAUCUCUAAAUGCUGGUCGAAUUUACAAAUAUAGAAAUGUUAAAAUGUUUAGCAUAAUUUUGUACCUGUAUCCAUCUAUUGUGCCAUUAUUCGGGUUUUCAAAUAAUAAACUGGUCGUCUGACAGUUUGAAUCUUUCAGCUAAAA